AUGGCCAAAUCGCAAGUGAAGACAGCCCGCGCCACGUCAGACGUACCAGAACCUGUUCCUGCUGGCGGGGGAGGGCUCCCAUUCCCUUGGAAAGUCCAUCGGGCUGAUCGACUACCGCUGUUAGUGAGAGCCACGGCCGUAGCUCUGACUGUCUAUUUCAUGAAGCAGCCGUCGAUUCUGCGAGAUAGUUCUUCUGCAGCAGUCUCUCCACGGCAUUUCCCAUUCGCCCCUUUCGACAGGCUGACACCAAGGCGACCCUGCGUCGCCACGCCCCAUCCGUGCCUAGUGUGCCAGAAGGACAUGAACAUCACGCAGCGGCAAUGGCAAGCCGGCCAGCGGUGCCUACCCCGGCGCCCGCGGCACCGUGCUCCUCGGCUUAGGCCCACAAUGGCCAAAGACAAGGACAUCGAGGCCGGCGACGCGCCCUCGUAUGCCACACCCAAGUCAGUCUUCGCUGGCACGCAUGGGGCUCGCACGAGGUGUAAUGGACAGCCAAACAUGGCCAGCACCCUCGACUCAUCGUGA
Verticillium dahliae VdLs.17 is the source of this 525-nucleotide messenger RNA. RefSeq lists its product as uncharacterized. The record is from RefSeq and is a predicted model, not a curated record. The transcript has 5 exons. Bases 1 to 525 code for a protein of 174 amino acids. Lineage: Eukaryota; Fungi; Ascomycota; Sordariomycetes; Glomerellales; Plectosphaerellaceae.